Rana temporaria (common frog) is the source of this 4770-nucleotide messenger RNA. RefSeq names its product calcium voltage-gated channel auxiliary subunit alpha2delta 3 (gene CACNA2D3). Bases 979 to 4428 code for a protein of 1149 amino acids. Gene Ontology annotation, molecular function: voltage-gated calcium channel activity. The transcript has 40 exons. Lineage: Eukaryota; Metazoa; Chordata; Amphibia; Anura; Ranidae. The record is from RefSeq and is a predicted model, not a curated record. Gene Ontology annotation, cellular component: voltage-gated calcium channel complex.
GCAAAGGCUGUCUUUCUUUCCCUUUCAUUCAUAAGCGUUUAAGUUCCAGAUUUCUCCAAGCAGCAGCUGCUGCUGCAGCUGUGAUAGGAUGCAACGUGCCUCUAUGCACAGGGACAGGCUACAUACGACUUAAUUGAGGCGAGCCGGGUGAUUGUCCUUGUCACUGGAAAACUGCCUGCGAUCCCAACAUGACAUGUCAGCGAGGUUUCGCUUCUCAUCCACGGCUUCCUCUCCACUUUGUCAGCAAGCUGCUUCUCGGCUGGAUGUAGCCUGCUUGUUCACACAACAAAAGCUUCUAUGCAGUACGGCACUGAAUGAAUUGGGGGAACUCUCUUGUCUCCGGUGGGUGUUCAUUGUCCCUUGUGUCAGCCCCCCACCACAACCAUCCUCAAUCGCUGUCAACAUAACCCCCCCCCCCCCCAAGCAACUACUGAGCAAGACCGUCCCUCCGAGAAGAUCCACUUGCCUUAUAACUGCUCUCCUUGUCAACUCUUCCUUUAAUUCCUGUCCUCCUAGUCUUGUUUUAUUGUAUAUUAUACGCUUGGUCCAUCUCGCACAAGUUCCCUUCUUUCCUUUUUUUUUCCUAUUUGUCAGCACUUUUCCAUUAAUGCCUGUUCUUGCUCCAGUGAAGCAGCACUAGACUUGAUAUGGGAUGAAGGCUCGAGGUUACCGGCAACAUAAAGGAGACCUGGAGGCAGCUUCCCAUUUGUAAAGUGAGCAGUAAUUGUGAGAGGACAGACUGCACAGUUGGAAUCAAUAGUCUGCUUUCCUUGCAGCUAAGAGCACUCCAGUCUCGCAGUAGGUCAGGGAAGUAACUCCAGUGCACUGCUCUUACUGCAGAGUUGUACAGGAGUAGAACGCACGAGGCUGCAGUGCUGGUACAUCACGCUUCCUGUUACCAAGGACACAACUUUUCAAGUCAUCACAGGCUUCUCCUCACACUCUUACACCACAAUCCCAUGGACCGUUCUAGGAUGGAUGAUCAAUGAUCAGCAUAGAUCCCUUCCAAACUGCUCUUCAAGGGGGAAACCGAAUAUCAGCCCGUGCUUUCAUUUUACUGUACCAACCUCUACCGACAUGAGACAAGGAACCAUGCAAGGCAUUUUCACUUUUCCUCUAGCUUUUGGAAUCUUUUUCUUUUUCUUCUGGAUAGCUUUGCAUACGACACUAAAGCCAGCGAUUGGAUCGGAACAGCAGAUCCCCUUAUCUAUGGUGAAGCUUUGGGCCUCGGCGUUCGGUGGGGAGAUCAAAUCCAUAGCUGCUAAGUACUCAGGUUCCCAGCUUCUGCAGAAGAGCAUUUUCACACAACAACUUCUGGCAUCUGAUGAAACCCAUCAUGGUUCAAUGUUUAAAGCGAAAUACAAAGAAUUUGAGAAAGAAGUCUCAAUAGAAGAAAUAGAUGGACUUCAUCUUGUAAAAAAACUUGCGAAGGAUAUGGAAGAAAUGUUCCACAAAAAGUCUGAGGCCGUUCGGAGGCUGGUUGAAGCAGCAGAGGAGGCACAUUUGAAGCAUGAAUUUGAUGCCGAGCUACAGUAUGAAUAUUUCAACGCAGUUCUUAUAAAUGAAAAGGAUGAAGAAGGCAAUUUUGUUGAUCUAGGAAAAGAGUUUUUGUUAGUACCCAAUGACCAUUUUAAUAAUUUACCUGUCAAUAUCACUCUAAGUGAUGUCCAAGUGCCAACCAAUGUUUACAACAAAGAUCCUGAAAUUGUGAAUGGAAUAUACUGGUCGGAAUCAUUAAAUAAGGUUUUUGUUGACAACUUUGACCGAGAUCCAUCCCUCAUUUGGCAAUAUUUUGGAAGUGCGAAAGGUUUUUUUCGGCAGUAUCCAGGUAUUAAAUGGGAGCCAGAUGAAAAUGGAGUUAUUGCAUUUGACUGCAGAAACCGAAAAUGGUAUAUUCAAGCAGCUACCUCUCCGAAAGAUGUCGUGAUUUUAGUUGAUGUCAGUGGGAGCAUGAAAGGCCUUCGUCUAACAAUUGCAAAGCAGACUGUAUCCUCAAUUCUGGACACCCUUGGAGAUGAUGACUUCUUCAACAUAAUUGCUUAUAAUGAAGAAAUUCAAUAUGUAGAGCCUUGCCUGAACGGAACUUUAGUGCAAGCAGACAGAAACAACAAAGAGCAUUUCAGGGAACACUUGGACAAACUUUCUGCAAAGGGAAUUGGAAUGUUGGACAAUGCAUUGAGUGAAGCCUUUAAUUUGUUGAAUGAAUUCAAUCACACAGGAGAAGGAAGCAUCUGCAGUCAAGCGAUCAUGCUCAUUGCUGAUGGGGCUGUCGACACAUAUGAUACAAUAUUUGCCAAGUACAACUGGCCUGACCGGAAGGUUCGAAUAUUCACAUACUUGAUUGGAAGAGAAGUUGCCUUUGCAGAUAACCUAAAAUGGAUGGCAUGUGCCAACAAGGGCUUUUUUACCCAAAUAUCCACCUUAGCUGACGUACAAGAGAAUGUUAUGGCGUACCUCCAUGUUUUAAGCAGACCCAAAGUUAUUGAUCAAGAACAUGAUGUUGUAUGGACAGAAGCCUAUAUUGAUAGCACGCUCCCUCAGGCCCAAAAGCUUGCCGAUGAUCAGGGAAUGGUUUUGAUGACAACUGUUGCAAUGCCUGUGUUUAGUAAAGAGAAUGAAACGAGAUCAAAGGGGGUUCUCCUAGGUGUGGUUGGCACAGAUGUUCCAGUGAAAGAACUUUUAAAGGCCAUUCCCAAAUAUAAGUUGGGAAUCCACGGUUAUGCAUUUGCUAUUACCAACAAUGGGUAUAUCCUGACUCACCCUGAACUGCGGCCUUUGUAUGAAGAAGGGAAAAAAAGAAGGAAACCCAAUUACAGCAGUGUGGAUUUAUCAGAAGUAGAGUGGGAAGACCAAGAUGAUGUGCUGAGGAAUGCCAUGGUGAACAGAAAGACUGGAAAGUUUUCUAUGGAGGUCAAGAAGACUGUGGAUAAAGGGAAACGAGUAUUGGUGAUGACCAAUGACUACUACUACACUGACAUCAAGGGGACCCCAUUUAGCCUAGGAGUCGUUCUGUCAAGAGGGCAUGGCAAAUAUUUCUUCAGGGGAAAUGUAUCUAUAGAGGAUGGAUUACAUGAUCUAGAACACCCUGAUGUUUCAUUGGCUGAUGAGUGGACAUAUUGCAACACAGAUCUGCAUCCAGAGCACCGUCAUCUCACUCAGUUAAGAGCAAUAAAAAAAUACCUCACAGGAAAAGAGCCAUCCUUGCAAUGUGACAAAGAGCUAAUACAAGAGGUUCUGUUUGAUGCUGUGGUCAGCGCUCCAUUGGAGGCUUAUUGGACCAGCCUUGCACUGAACAAAUCAGAAAAUUCAGACAAAGACGUGGAGAUUGCUUUCCUUGGUACACGCACUGGACUGACCCGUGUGAAUCUGUUUGUGGGCCCAGAGCAGCUAACUUACAAAGAUUUCCUUACAUCUGAGGACAGAGAGAGUAUAUACAAUGCUGACCACUUUCCCCUGUGGUACCGCAGAGCAGCUGAGCAGAUUCCUGGUAGCUUUGUCUACUCCAUCCCUUUCAGUACAGGAACUGUAAACAGAAGCACGGUGGUGACAGCUAGUACAGCAAUCCAGCUCCUUGAUGACCGGAAAUCUCCUGUGGUGGCAGCUGUCGGAAUCCAAAUGAAGCUUGAAUUUUUCCAAAGAAAAUUUUCGAUUGCCAGCAGACAGUGUGCAUCUUUAGAUGGAAAAUGUUCCAGAACUUGUGAUGAUGACGAACUGAACUGUUAUCUCAUUGACAAUAAUGGCUUCAUUUUGGUGUCUGAAGAUUAUAAACAGACUGGACAGUUUUUUGGAGAAGUAGAAGGUGCUGUGAUGAAUAAAUUGCUAACAAUGGGCUCCUUUAAAAGAAUAACUCUAUAUGACUACCAAGCCAUGUGCAGAACAAAUAAGGAGAGCAGUGACAGCGCUCACAGUUUAUUGGAUCCUUACCAUGCCUUCUUUGCUGCAGUAAAAUGGAUAAUGACAGAGCUUAUCCUGUUUCUUGUAGAAUUUAAUCUAUGCAGUUGGUGGAAUUCAGGACAUUCUGUGAAAGCUCAAAGACUUAAGCAGACCCUGGAGCCCUGCGACACAGAGUAUCCAGCAUUUGUCUCUGAACGCACUAUAAAGGAGACUACAGGCACCAUAGCCUGCGAUGACUGCUUCAAGUCGUUUGUGAUCCAGCAGAUCCCUAGCAGCAAUCUCUUCAUGGUUGUGGUGGACAACGUCUGCAGUUGCAGUUCUGUCGCCCCAAUUACUAUGACUCCUAUUGAAAUUAGAUAUAAUGAAUCCCUGAAAUGUGAACGUUUAAAAUCUCAGAAGAUACGGAGACGCCCUGAAUCUUGUCAUGGAUUUCAUCCAGAAGAGAAUGCCAGAGAAUGUGGUGGAGCCUUCGGCCUGUCAUCCCAGCCCAUGACAAUGCUGCUAUCACUUUUAAUGGUCUAUGUCUCCAGGUGACCCUGACUGCACUGACUCCAUGGCAUGCCCCAUAUCUGGAUAAACUGUGAACCUGAGAGGAAUGGUGCAAUAUAGAAGAGACAAAAAAUAAAUAAAAUAAAAGUAGUCUAAGCAUCAGCAUUUCAUGACUCUAAAACUGUUGGAGAGGAUGAAAACUCUCAAAAACAUGCGAGUGAGAUUAUUCUUCUGAGUCCGCAAAUCAUGCAGCUGUGAAAGCCUCAUUCAGUUGUCAUACUUCAUUACGACAGGACAGCAGACACUGGUGAUCAUCAUUUUCAGCUUUGCCCCAUCAAAAUAAUUUAACAUGGUGUACUUUUUAAAUAAAGUAUGUUAAAAUCAUAA